Messenger RNA from Aureobasidium pullulans EXF-150, 1590 nucleotides. RefSeq lists its product as uncharacterized. Gene Ontology annotation, cellular component: membrane. The coding region runs from base 1 to 1590 and encodes 529 amino acids. Lineage: Eukaryota; Fungi; Ascomycota; Dothideomycetes; Dothideales; Saccotheciaceae. The record is from RefSeq and is a predicted model, not a curated record. Gene Ontology annotation, biological process: transmembrane transport. The transcript is spliced from 7 exons. Gene Ontology annotation, molecular function: transmembrane transporter activity.
AUGGAUUACGAGAAGAAGAAUAUAGCGUCUCCUGGCGAGAGCAUGUCCCCUGAUACCGAGAUUGGAACUGUCGUCGACAUUGGCGACGAGGGCACUCGCAAUUUCUACGGCAACUCCAUCUCGGACAGCUACCGCAUGAAGUCGGAGAUUGUGAAUCAAUGUAUGGAGGAGAUUGGUAUGGGAAGAUACCAAUGGGAGCUAUUCGUCGUCAGCGGGUUCGGAUGGAUCACAGACAACUUUUGGUCUCAAGGUAUCGGCUCAAUCCAGCCAUCUGUAGCGCUCGAGUUCGCCGGAGUGACGAAUAUCACCCUCAGCUCGGUUGCCUACUACGCUGGUUUGAUCUUUGGGGCCUUCUUCUGGGGCACAAGCGCAGACCUCAUUGGCAGAAAACCAGCGUUUAAUGCGACUUUGAUCAUCGGAGGUUUAUUCGGCACCGCUGUUGCUGGAUUGAGCAACUUCACUGCCUUUUGCAUCUUCUGGACCGUCAUCGGAACAGCGGCUGGCGGUAAUGUGCCUGUAGACUCCAUGAUCUUCUUGGAGUUUGUGCCUGGCUCGCAUCAGUAUCUUCUUACAGCGCUCAGUAGUUGGUGGAUGUUGGGACAAGUCAUCGUAUCGUUGCUUUCCUGGGCAUUCCUCGCGAACUUUACUUGUCCGACGGACUCGACACCAGCGACUUGCAAAAGAGCCGACAACAUGGGAUGGCGUUAUACCAUGAUCACUCUUGGUGCCAUGACACUAGUCUUCGCUUUCGUCCGUAUCGCCGUAUUCAAGAUGCCAGAAUCGCCUCGGUACCUCAUCUCAAAAGGAAGUGACGCCGAAGCAGUCGAAGCCGUCAACUAUGUGGCACGCCGAAACGGCAAGUCAGAGCCCUUGACUCUUGCCAUGCUUCAGGAAGUAGACAGAGUGACAGGCGGAGAAGUCAAGGCAGGAGCAACCACGAAGCUUUCCAGAAACGCGAUCAUCAAGGAAAACUUGAAAGACUUCAAGUCAAUCAAAUACAAGAAUCUGUUCGCCAAUGCUCAGUUGGCUCGCCAUACCAGUAUUAUUUGGUUAAUCUGGCUUACAAUUGGUAUCGCUUACCCCCUUUAUUUCAACUUCAUACCAACCUACCUCUCCAAAAAGUUCACCGUAGACUCCUCAUUGUCGCUCACAUACCGCAACUACUGCAUCCAGUCCAUCGUCUCAGUAUUCGGACCUCUAAGCGCCGCAGUCCUGGUAAACACGCGCCUCGGUCGACGUUGGAUGCUAGGAGCCUCUGCUAUCGUCUCAGGUAUCUUCCUUUUCGCAUACACGGCUGCAGAGAAUAGAGCAGGAGAUCUCGCGUUCUCCUGUAUCACUGGUCUGUUCGGAAAUUUUGAAUAUGCGAUAAUGUAUGCUUUCACGCCUGAAUCAUUUCCUGCGCCGCACCGCGGUACAGCGACUGGUACUGCGGCUACUUUGCUUCGCAUUGGUGGUCUCUGCGCCAGUUUGAUUGGCACAUACACGGAGUUCAGUGUUGUGCCCAUCUACGUCAGCGCUAGCUUGUGGAUUGUGGUUGGCUUGAUUGCGUUUGCUUUGCCGUUCGAGACUCAUGGUCGUGCUGCUAUCUGA